Solanum pennellii is the source of this 1260-nucleotide messenger RNA. RefSeq lists its product as uncharacterized. Bases 409 to 978 code for a protein of 189 amino acids. The record is from RefSeq and is a predicted model, not a curated record. The transcript is spliced from 2 exons. NCBI's taxonomy places the organism in Eukaryota, Viridiplantae, Streptophyta, Magnoliopsida, Solanales, Solanaceae.
AACACCCUUAGUUUUAUAUCAUCAAUUUCCUAACUCUUUAUGCAAAACAGCAAAGGGGGGGGGUCAUAUAUUAAUUAAAAAAAUAUUUAUAAAGAAUGAUUGAACUCUUAAAAGAUGCAGAUGUUUUCCCUUUUCUUUAGAAUAUUAAUCUUUACUUGUAACUCACUCUACUCAAAUUCUAUCAUAGCUUUUUUCAAGUAUGCAAAUUGAUCCAAAUACGAAAAAUGAACAGUUAAACAAAAUAUUUCUCUCUCUCUCUACAUGCAAAUCAUGCAUUAAAAUACUUUACCUCCAAAUUGAGGAUACACAUUUAUAAAACCUCAGGGCUGUAGAUUAGUUUUUCCAGUCACCAUAAACAUUCAUAGAAAGCAAAUACAUAACUACUCCUUUCAGCUUUAGAGAACAGCCAUGCCACCUUCAGGAAACUCAGACAGCAGAGGCAAGCAGAGUGUGGCCGUGACAGCUCUAGACGGAGUCAUAAAUGUGAACUCACUGUUUACCAUUGCCAUUUUUGUGGGGCUAUCUCUAGCAUCUCCAGGGCAAAAGAGCCUCAACAGUAGCAAACGUUGUCAGCCAGGGAUUCUAACUGUAAAACAACUAGUAAUCUUCGAGGUGCUUUCGUUCAGUUUCUUUCUCUUCUCAUCACUAAUAGCACAGGCCAUAAAACUCUCCCUCAAUCUUCUGUAUAGCGAAGAUCUGUCUCAUGGUUUCAGUGUUAUUGUCAAUGGAACACUCCUUAGAGCAGGAAUGUUGAUGACAGCUAUCUCCUCUGUUAUGGGCUGCUUGUUUCUCAUGGUUUCUAUGUUGAAUGUGAUUGAGAUCAAGACUGGGAUGCUAUACUGUGGAGCUAAAUCUACUAUUAUAUCAGUUACUUUCCUCAUAAUCCUCGUUUCUUCGGGUCUUUUGGUGUAUAUUUCUGCUGCAUGGUAUGCAUUUAUCCACGCAAACGUCCACCCCCAUGAAAACAGGACUGCUUGAUCAUUUGUUCUAUCAAAUCCUAUUUUGUUUUCUAAUAACAGCCGUCUCUCUGGAUUAGUUUGUGUGCACUUCAACUAUUCUAUCGAACAUUUGCUACCUCACAGGAGCUUCAUAUCUUUGUACAGACCCUUAUGUAAGGGGAUCUAUUAUUUCAAUCUUUUGUAAUAUUUGUUUAGGUUAUGGACAGGAAAGUCCACCUUGGAAAAUCAUAUGGAAGAUUUUCCUUCUUGUUAAGAUAUGUAAUAUAUAUAUAUAGUUAAUUUAUCACAUCAAUGCAUAGUA